Torulaspora delbrueckii is the source of this 1221-nucleotide messenger RNA. RefSeq names its product pseudouridine synthase PUS6 (gene PUS6). The transcript has a single exon. Gene Ontology annotation, molecular function: RNA binding; pseudouridine synthase activity. Gene Ontology annotation, biological process: pseudouridine synthesis. Lineage: Eukaryota; Fungi; Ascomycota; Saccharomycetes; Saccharomycetales; Saccharomycetaceae. The coding region runs from base 1 to 1221 and encodes 406 amino acids. The record is from RefSeq and is a predicted model, not a curated record.
AUGGGUGUUGAAGUAUAUUUUGCCAAUGGCGUUCGGAACAUUGUUCCUUACUACCAUGGUAGAGCAGCUUUCGCCAAAGGAAGAUGGUUCAAAAGGACUCUUUUAGAGGUUUUGGUUGGUGAGUUUAGCGCUGAUAGCAGGGAUGAAUACCUUGAAGGAAUCAAAAACGGAAAAUAUAGAAUUAUUCGAGAAGGAUUCCCGCUUCCUCCUGAAGAAGUGCUUACCUCGCCAAUACGCAAUAGUGAUGUUGUAGAGACGAAUUCGCAUAAACAUGAACCACCUGUAAAGCAAUGGUGUGACGAAGAGGUAGAUAUACCUGGCAAGAAGGUCGCAGGGAUCGAUAUUGUCUACGAAGAUGAAAACAUGCUUGUUCUAGACAAACCUAAUGGGAUUCCGAUUCAUCCAACAGGCCAGUUUUAUCAAAAUACCUUGACCGAGAUAUUAAAAACUCGCAAUAAAGAGGCAAGGCCCUGUUAUCGUUUAGAUAAAGUCACUUCUGGCCUAUUAAUUAUGGGAAAAACUAAGGCAAUUGCGAAUGAAAUUCAGGCAAAGAUUAGGAGCCGUGAUAUGGACAAAAUAUACCUGGCAAGAGUUAGUGGCAAAUUUCCAAAGUCUGAAUGUUUGACAAGAGGCAUUGAGGACCAUCUGCCGACACCUUUCGAAGAUAAAUCGAUGAUAACUACAGCUGACUCGGCAACGUAUACGGUUGAGCUUAAAAAAUCUUUUCCAGCUGGACUAUCAGUACCGAAGACUGCUGCUACAAGUUUCUACCCACUUAGAUACUUUCCGAAUCAUAAUCAAACACUCGUGGCUUGCAAGCCGUUGACAGGACGUACUCAUCAGAUUAGAAUACACCUGGCCAGAAUGGGCUUCCCAAUUGUGAACGAUCCUUUCUAUAAUGUGGAAAACAGCAAGUACCCAUAUCGCUCAGAAUUUAUACUGGACGUCGAAGACUGGGAAAAUUGUCCACUGACUGCUGAUGAUUUACGCAAGGAAUUUGAACUUUUCGACGAAGAGUGUGAUAAAGCUAGAGAGAAGCAGCAGAGUGAGCAAAAAAGUCUCGUAUGCGAAGAGUGUGGUUCGAUUCAGGCGGAGACUCCACCCUUGAAAGAACUAGAACUAUGGCUACAUGCCUGGAAGUAUUCAGACUCAAGCCAAACUUUCACAUAUGAAACUAAACCACCAGCCUGGGUGAACGAAGUUUGUCUGGCUGAUGGCUGA